AUGCUUUGGAUUUCGUUGCAGUUUUAUGCAGCUGGUUCUUUCCAAACCGUAAAGAAUGAUUUUCAAGAAAUCGCUCUUAUGCCAGAGGUCUUUGGGUGUAUUGAUGGAACACAUAUUAGUAUUGUCAGACCUAAGAACCACGAAAAAGCCUAUGUAAAUCGUAAAAAUUAUCAUUCUUUAAAUGUACAGGCUACAUGCGAGGCAAAUCAUCGAUUUCUUAGCAAAAAAUGUCACGUGUUACAUGGUGAGAUAAAGAUGUCACCGACGAAAGCAUCUUGGAUUACGGUAGAUUGUUGUCUUCUACAUAAUAUUGCAAUCGAUCGGAAAAUGCCACUAGACGAGGACAGCAUAGAGUUAGAAAUCGAUAAUGUAGAUAACAUUGUAUGA
This is a messenger RNA of Daphnia magna, 387 nucleotides long. RefSeq names its product putative nuclease HARBI1. The coding region runs from base 1 to 387 and encodes 128 amino acids. The transcript has 5 exons. NCBI's taxonomy places the organism in Eukaryota, Metazoa, Arthropoda, Branchiopoda, Diplostraca, Daphniidae. The record is from RefSeq and is a predicted model, not a curated record.